AACGCCCUGUAUGUACAGUACGUCUCACCAGCAGCGCUGCCGGUCCUCCAAUCACGCUGAAGACUCAUGAAUAUUAAGUUCCGUGUCCACGAGACGCUACAGCACGACGUGCUUAAUAUUUAUACUGCACCUCGUGCUCAGCUUUCUGACUGGCCAGUGGACUCGUACACAGCGUAAGCGUGGAGAGGCGGGGCGUCGCGGAGAGAUCUCGAGACGCGUUAAAAGCGGGCGUCACCUGCGGAUCUGCAUCAGCAUCAUCAGAGAGACACGCGCCGCCGCCGUCGAUUGUCUUAUGCAAUGAUGUCGCUCCAAAAACCUCCCCUGAGACGCAGCGCAUCAACCAUAGAAUCAACCAAUCGCAGUGCUCCUCUGUUGACCCCGCCCACUUCCCUCAAUCUACGCUCAUCGCACAACCAGCAGCUCAACUGUGACACCAUUAAGGAGGGCGUGGUCGCAGUAUCCACGGAAACGCAAUGCUCGGCGGCGCCCCCGAAGAGUUGUCAAAAAUACGCUCUGACCAGUAUUCAUCACUCCAUGGGCCUGAAUCAAAGCCCCGCCCCUUCGGCCCUAAGACGCGCCAAACCCACCAAAUCUGCCUCCUCCUCGUCUCUUCACUGCUCCUCUACCGUUCCUCUCUCGUUCUCCUCGUCCAACUCCAAACUGGCUAAAAACGGAACCAACCUUCAACUCAAAGAAGAACGGCUGGACCUCAACAAAAACGACAAGAAUCACAACGACGUCAUGUGCAGGAGCAGCUGCGAUUGGCUGGAGGGCAAAGGCAACCAGAAGAACCCUACAAUCAGAAGAAGAACCAAGAGUUUUCUAGAAUACCAUCGAGAGGAGAAGGUGUCCGUCAGCCCCAAUAAAGACCUGGUCACGCAGGAGGAGAAGCACCUCCUCUCCAAGCUGGAGGAGCAGACGUGGGCUAAAGAGAACCGUGUGGAGGCCCACCUCACCCUCCCCCAAAACCACCUGCUCCUGCUGACCGGCGAGGAGGAGCGGAGCCUCAAAUCGCUGGAGGUGUACCGGCGCCCCGACAACGAGCGGCCGAGAGGCGACUCCACCAACGCCGGGGGUUCUCCGGACUGCGUGAGCCCGGUGUACACGUUUCAUCUGAGAGGAGAGGAGGCUGACGGCUCACCCGCACCACCCGAAAAACAGGUGGAGGAGGAGGAGGAAGAUUCCAGCUGGACGACACUCUCACAGGAGAGUCCAUCUGUAGAGAGUCCUCGUGAGACUGCAGGUGUUUGGGAGGAAGGUUGUCAGGGGGAGCAUGUGUCACGGGAGUGUUUUUGGCAUGACACCGCUCAGCGGAAGCCUUCUGAAUCCUGUGAACUGAAGACAGACGAGGAGGUGAAGAGCGCCUGUCUGUCUGUACCGCCCCCUAGAGCUCAGAGUGAGGACCCGACAGAAGCUUCUGAGCCCAAAGAGAGAGAGAAUGAAAGAGAAGAGCUGAGAGAACAAGAGCCAGAGAGUUUGGGAGCUCAGGGUGGACCGUACAGCUUCAUUAACCACAGAGCUCAAGUUCCUGCAGAUACACUCAUACCCAUCAAUGACAUGGACACACAGGUGUUCUGGGUGAAUUAUCUGGGCUGGCUGGAGGUUGCAGAUGUCCAGGUGAUGUCCAGUAAGAGCAGCUCUGUGAUCAGUGACUGCAUUCAGCAGCUUCAGCGAGAACACGAGCACACUGGAGACAGAUCUGAGGGUCAAGCCAUGCUAUUGGUUCUUCAGGACGUCACUCUUACGCUGAAGGAUCCCAUCGAUCACACCCUCCUCCACUCUCUGCCAAUCAGCUGCAUGCGUGUGUGGGGAGUGGGGCGUGGCCUCAGCAGGUCAGACAUCAUUCACUGAAAGCUCUGUAAUGUAAUGUAAUGAUGCUUGUUAACAGCUUCCUGUGCCUCAGCGCUUCUGCUGACCGUUUGAUAAAGCGUGAGCUCUCGUGGUUUACUGCACGUAAAGCACACACGUGCGGAAGUAUAAUCGGAUAAUUCAUUUGAAUAGUGGAGUUUAUGAUGAAAAUGAUGAAGUGAUGACUGUUGGGGGUCAUUAAGUUGGGUUUUGUGGGCGGAGCUGUCAGGUGAUGUCCAGGAGACAAUACAGAGUACUGAUGUUUGUCUAUUUUUUUAGUUUUAUGAGUUUUUUUGAGUAUAACAGAUUAAUGUACUGCAGAGCCAGCAGUGAAGACAAAACAUAUUACACAACUAAACAUGUACGCAUGUCUGGGUUUGUGUUCACUGGGACUACUGCUACUGCUCUCAUCUCAUCUGUGCUAAAUGUUAUUGGUUGUGUUGCUGUAACUGUUCAGCUUAUACAUUAUGGCCUGUACGAACUGUGUGUGUGUGCGCGUGCGUGCGUGCGUGUGUGUAAUACAGUGGUGGACAGUAACGAAGUAAAUUUACCUAAGUACUGUACUUAAGUACACUUUUUGAGUAUCUGUGCUUUACUUGAGUAUUAUUUUAUAUAGUACUUGUACUUUUUACUCCACUACAUUUAUAAAAAGGUCCAAAAGUAGAAAAUGGUUUCUAUGCAGCGGGUUUUCCUGUGUGCGCAAUUUAUCUGGCUUGCGAUCUGCCAGGACCUUUUACUGUUGCCAAGUAUUUCAGUUUUUCUAAACUCGCGGUUUUCCGGCAAGCUUUGAAUGGCCAUUUUGCAGAUUUUUUAACGCAAAUCUGGCAACUGUGGGAUCUUCUCCGCUAAACUAACGUAAACGUAGGCGCUGCUACAUUGUUGAUAGCGCUCUAAAAAGGCAAAUAGAACAAUAAAAGAGGAAAAAGGCACAUGUUAAAGUGUAGUGUAAUCAUCUGUGGGUUACGAUCAGUCAAAGAUCGUAGAAACAUUGUCAUGAAAAUGAUCGGCUUAAAUAAGCAUCACAUACACCUUGAGCUACACGUGCGCGUUAACUUCUGAUCUGCUGCUAUCUCAUUUCAAGCGAUUUGGAGAAUGAAUGAUGUUUUUACUGAAGUAACUAUAGUUGAAGUAUUCCUGUUGAAAUAAAAACAAUAGAACCCUGCCCAAUAUACAACAGAAAAUGUAAUGGGUUUAAUGGUUAUAAUGGGAAUUGUACUAUGGAUACUUGUUGUCUACUUGUAUGUGAUGGAUUCUAUUGGUGGGAUGG
This is a messenger RNA of Triplophysa rosa, 3115 nucleotides long. It is a transcript of the gene apbb2a, whose product is annotated as amyloid beta precursor protein binding family B member 2. The record is from RefSeq and is a predicted model, not a curated record. Gene Ontology annotation, biological process: regulation of DNA-templated transcription. The transcript has 7 exons. Lineage: Eukaryota; Metazoa; Chordata; Actinopteri; Cypriniformes; Nemacheilidae. Gene Ontology annotation, molecular function: amyloid-beta binding; transcription factor binding. The coding region runs from base 298 to 1851 and encodes 517 amino acids. Gene Ontology annotation, cellular component: nucleus; cytoplasm.